Cryptotermes secundus is the source of this 5055-nucleotide messenger RNA. Its product is annotated as proprotein convertase subtilisin/kexin type 5-like. The record is from RefSeq and is a predicted model, not a curated record. NCBI's taxonomy places the organism in Eukaryota, Metazoa, Arthropoda, Insecta, Blattodea, Kalotermitidae. The transcript has 2 exons. Gene Ontology annotation, molecular function: chitin binding. Gene Ontology annotation, cellular component: extracellular region. The coding region runs from base 98 to 4510 and encodes 1470 amino acids.
AUUCCAAAUUGCCCCCACUCCUGUCGCCUCGGUUUAUAUGACCUGUCCACUAUAACACAGAGAGAACCCACAGCGCUGCCUUCAUGUUGAGUGUGCCAUGGAUCCUGUCGCAUCUUCGUCAGGCUCCACUGGUCAGCGCCAUGCUACGAGCUGUAGAACAUUCACAGGAACUGCGCUGAUGGUACUGCUGCUCUUCGUGGCUGGCGUGGACUCAUGGAGAUGGGGUUCAGAGUCUUCUUGUCCUCCAGGACCGGAACCACAAUGUCCAGAGAAUCCUGUGGAAGACGCUUCAAACUACUUCCCUCACCCCACUGACUGUCACUAUUACAUCCAGUGUGACAGCAGCAGGAGACCGAUCUGCAGGCGCUGCUCACCGACGACGUACUUCAACCCCAAAACUUUCAACUGUGUUUGGCCGCUUCAAGCGAGCUGUGAGCACAAUGAAACAACCAGAAGGGAGAGUCUGCUGCCGCCAAUAUGCGGCCCAGACAGAGAGUGCUAUGGAGAAGGGGAGACAGAGAGGGAUUACGUGGAAUGUUCGCGUUAUUACGUAUGCAGGAAUGGGACUAAAGUGCGAAUGGAAUGUCCGGAAGGGCAAGCAUUCAAUGCCCGGCAGGGUAUAUGCGAUGAACCCGAAAACGCUGGUUGUGAUGAUUUUACGUACUUAGAAGACAGGCGAUGUGCAGAAGAAGGGAAGCCAAUUAAAAUUGAUUGUCACUCAUAUGUUAUAUGCAAACAUGGCAAGAAUGAAACCUACAGGUGUAACGCAAAUCAAUAUUUCGAUGAGGCAACUAGAACAUGCCAACCAGGAUCCUGUGAUAAACCCAUCUGCGAGGAUAAAGAAGAUCCUACAGAUUGCAAUUAUUACUUCAAGGACUGUAAUCGAAGGACAAAAUGUCCAGAGGAUAAGCAUUUUAAUAAGAAGACAAAACAUUGUGAAAACCAGUGCACUGCUGGCUGUAAGAAUCCUAAUGAAAUUCCACAGUGCAGACAGUGCCAAGAGGAAAGUAAGAUACUGCAAUUUGAUUGCCACUCCUACACUAUCUGUAAAGAUGGAAAAAUAGUAUCUUUCAAUUGUCGAGCAGAUCAGAGGUUCGAUGAGUUAUCAGGAACUUGUAAGGCAGGCUCCUGUAAAACUUUUUGCGAAGACAGGGAAGACCCUACAGACUGUAAUUAUUAUAUAAAGGACUGCGAUCAAAGAACAAGGUGUCCUGACCACCAGCAUUUCAACCGCCAAACCAGGCGCUGUGAAAAUCAAUGCACAGCUGGCUGUAAAGAUCCGAAAGAUAUUCCACAGUGCAGACAGUGUGAAGAAGGACAGAUACAGCAAUACGACUGUCACUCCUACAACAUAUGCAAAGGAGGCAGAAUAGUUAAUAUCAUAUGCCGCACUGAUCAACAUUUUGACUCGAUUAGUGGCAUAUGUAAACCUGGUCCAUGUACUCCACCAACAUGCGAGGAUAAAGAAGAUCCUACCGAUUGUAAUUACUACAUAAAGAAUUGCAACCAACGGACAAGGUGCCCUGCAGGACAACACUUCAACAAGCUAACGAAACGUUGCGAAAAUCAGUGCACAGCUGGUUGCCAGGACCCAAUUAAUAUUCCGCAAUGUAGACAGUGUAAUGAAGAAGGCAAAAUAUUGCAAUAUGAUUGUCAUUCCUACGCCACAUGUACAGGAGGUAAAGUAGUGUCUGUAAAGUGUAGAGUUGAUCAAUAUUUCGAUGUGACUAGUGGCACAUGUAAAGUAGGAUCCUGUAAUCCUGAACCCUGCGAGGAUAUAGAAGAUCCUACCGAUUGUAAUUACUACAUAAAGAAUUGCAACCAAAGAACAAGGUGUCCCGUAGGACAACACUUCAACAAGCUAACGAAACGUUGCGAAAAUCAAUGCACAGCUGGUUGCCAGGACCCAAUUAAUAUUCCGCAAUGUAGACAGUGUAAUGAAGAAGGCAAAAUAUUGCAAUAUGAUUGUCAUUCCUACACCACAUGUACAGGAGGUAAAGUAGUGUCUGUAAAGUGUAGAGUUGAUCAAUAUUUCGAUGUGACUAGUGGCACAUGUAAAGUAGGAUCCUGUAAUCCUGAACCCUGCGAGGAUAUAGAAGAUCCUACCGAUUGUAAUUACUACAUAAAGAAUUGCAACCAAAGAACAAGGUGUCCCGUAGGACAACACUUCAACAAGCUAACGAAACGUUGCGAAAAUCAAUGCACAGCUGGUUGCCAGGACCCAAUUAAUAUUCCGCAAUGUAGACAGUGUAAUGAAGAAGGCAAAAUAUUGCAAUAUGAUUGUCAUUCCUACACCACAUGUACAGGAGGUAAAGUAGUGUCUGUAAAGUGUAGAGUUGAUCAAUAUUUCGAUGUGACUAGUGGCACAUGUAAAGUAGGAUCCUGUAAUCCUGAACCCUGCGAGGAUAUAGAAGAUCCUACCGAUUGUAAUUACUACAUAAAGAAUUGCAACCAAAGAACAAGGUGUCCCGUAGGACAACACUUCAACAAGCUAACGAAACGUUGCGAAAAUCAGUGCACAGCUGGUUGCCAGGACCCAAUUAAUAUUCCGCAAUGUAGACAGUGUAAUGAAGAAGGCAAAAUAUUGCAAUAUGAUUGUCAUUCCUACACCACAUGUACAGGAGGUAAAGUAGUGUCUGUAAAGUGUAGAGUUGAUCAAUAUUUCGAUGUGACUAGUGGCACAUGUAAAGUAGGAUCCUGUAAUCCUGAACCCUGCGAGGAUAUAGAAGAUCCUACCGAUUGUAAUUACUACAUAAAGAAUUGCAACCAAAGAACAAGGUGUCCCGUAGGACAACACUUCAACAAGCUAACGAAACGUUGCGAAAAUCAGUGCACAGCUGGUUGCCAGGACCCAAUUAAUAUUCCGCAAUGUAGACAGUGUAAUGAAGAAGGUAAAAUAUUGCAAUAUGAUUGUCACUCCUACACCACUUGUAAAGCAGGUAAGAUAGUGCCUAUAAUGUGUAGACUUGAUCAAUAUUUCGAUGUGACUAGUGGCACAUGUAAAGUAGGAUCCUGUAAUCCUGAACCUUGCGAGGAUAAAGAAGAUCCUACUGAUUGUAAUUACUACAUAAAGAAUUGCAACCAACGGACAAGGUGCCCUGCAGGACAACACUUCAACAAGCUAACGAAACGUUGCGAAAAUCAGUGCACAGCUGGUUGCCAGGACCCAAUUAAUAUUCCGCAAUGUAGACAGUGUAAUGAAGAAGGCAAAAUAUUGCAAUAUGAUUGUCAUUCCUACACCACUUGUAAAGGAGGUAAGAUAGUGUCUGUAAAGUGUAGAGUUGAUCAAUACUUCGAUGUGACUAGUGGCACAUGUAAAGUAGGAUCCUGUAAUCCUGAACCCUGCGAGGAUAUAGAAGAUCCUACCGAUUGUAAUUACUACAUAAAGAAUUGCAACCAAAGAACAAGGUGUCCCGUAGGACAACACUUCAACAAGCUAACGAAACGUUGCGAAAAUCAAUGCACAGCUGGUUGCCAGGACCCAAUUAAUAUUCCGCAAUGUAGACAGUGUAAUGAAGAAGGCAAAAUAUUGCAAUAUGAUUGUCAUUCCUACGCCACAUGUACAGGAGGUAAAGUAGUGUCUGUAAAGUGUAGAGUUGAUCAAUAUUUCGAUGUGACUAGUGGCACAUGUAAAGUAGGAUCCUGUAAUCCUGAACCCUGCGAGGAUAUAGAAGAUCCUACCGAUUGUAAUUACUACAUAAAGAAUUGCAACCAAAGAACAAGGUGUCCCGUAGGACAACACUUCAACAAGCUAACGAAACGUUGCGAAAAUCAAUGUACAGCUGGUUGCCAAAAACCAGAGGAUAUUCCACAGUGCAGGCUGUGCCAAGAAGGCGAAAUACUGCAAUACGAUUGUCACUCCUACACUAUAUGCGAAGGUGGCAAGUUAGUUCCUGUCACUUGUCGUGCAGAUCAAUAUUUUGACGUCUUAAGUGGUACGUGCAAAAUCGGAUCAUGUGACCCUAACCCUUGUGAGGAUGUGGAAGAUCCCGCCGAUUGCAAUUAUUAUUUCACUAAUUGUAACCAGAGAAAAAAGUGUCCUCAGGGUCAACAUUUUAACAGGAAAACUAAACGUUGUGAAAAUCAGUGUACUGCUGGAUGCAUAGACCCAAGCAAAAUUUCGGAUUGUCACUUAUGUGAACCAGAAGGGAAAACAUUUGAAGACCCUUGUAGUUGUGAAAUGUAUUAUGUAUGUAAGGGUGGCGUGAGAGUUAUUGCUAUGUGUGAUGAUGGUCUCCAUUACAACAGAACACUGGCUCAAUGCGACGUGCCGUGUAGCGAUACAUGUCCGAAAUUGUUCGCUAGAAAACCCGAAUGCUGUGCCUCAACGAAAGGAAAACCCGAACCGCUGUGUCCUUCAACCACAUAUUCCGUGUUCCUGCCUCAUCCGAGUGACAGUCGCUGGUUUUAUCAGUGUCAACAAGGCGUUCUUUACUGCAACAGAUGUCCUCCUGGAUAUAAAUGGAAUACUGAUGAAGACACCUGCGAUAAAUCUUGCCAAUGUCCGUGAGAAAAUAUCCUGCUGUGAAGUGUGGAACCAAAGCAGACAUUGCAUCAGUCGCUCCACUAAAAACGAAACUAUUACAUUACCAAAAUGAUUUGUGGCGAUCAACAUGGUAAAGACAAUGUUCCUGAAGCAAGACUUCCAGCCACAGAAAAUGUAUUGUAAUUUCCAUCUUCAAUCAUUUGCCGAAAUUGCCUGUAUAAUCUAUUCCACCAUACAUUACAGCGGUCCAAGUAGUCUUUCUACGGGUUUGGUUUAAAGGCUGCUGAGUAUCGCCUCUCUCCUUCCGCAGUCCGAAUUGUGAGGAAUGCCAACCUCUAAGUCUGCAUAAGUUUCUGUCUUCAUACCAACCAAACAAUCGUAUAUUCUGGAGUAUCUUUAGAGUGAAGAUACUAAACGAAAUUUAUCUGCAAUACUCUUCUUUUCAAGUAUGUGAAUUAAUAUUUUGUUCAAUGAUUCACAUUUUGUCAAUGAGGAAAUAAAAUUUCCAUCCUUCCUAACUACAGAAAAAUAAAGAACAAUAGAAGAAUUGUAAGUUUUGAGGUUUUCAC